AUGUCUAAAUCUGUAUCAGUUGACAAUUUCCCAAAGCCGACCUCUAUUACGGGUGGCUGCCUCUGUGGUUCCCUAAGAUACCGUGUCGACUUCCCGAAGGACCACGAUUUCUUAAAAGGAAGUGGAAGUUGUCAAUGUACGCAAUGCCGACGGAACACGGGCGCUGUGAUCUUCAUCGCACAUACCGCCCCGCUCAGCGGUUUUACGUUCCUAACGUCCACGGAGACGUUGAAGAAAUUCUACGCGACGCCGGGUUUUCAGCGCGCGUUUUGCACAAACUGCGGAAGCUUUCUAUACUGGCGGGAUGAGUCGCUUGAAGACGUUGAGCUUGCGGUAGGGUGCGUGGAUCCCGAGUAUCUAUCCAAAUUUGGAUUCGCGCUUGCGAAUGCUUCAGGGCAUAACGUGUGGUGUGAAAACGAGAUCAAGGGUGUUACCGACCAUAUUCUCAUUAAGGAGAGAGGUAUUAAAUGGUCUAGAAAUAGUGGGAGUGCUAAGUUUCUCGGAAAGCUUCACGAAAUGUUGUAA
Daldinia childiae is the source of this 525-nucleotide messenger RNA. RefSeq lists its product as uncharacterized. Lineage: Eukaryota; Fungi; Ascomycota; Sordariomycetes; Xylariales; Hypoxylaceae. Gene Ontology annotation, molecular function: carbon-sulfur lyase activity. The record is from RefSeq and is a predicted model, not a curated record. The coding region runs from base 1 to 525 and encodes 174 amino acids. The transcript is spliced from 3 exons.